AUCCGACGGAUUCAAUUCGAUUUCAGACUUCAGAGCGUUCGGACGUGUUCGGAAAAAAUACACUGAAGCCACCCCGGAGUGUCUUGAAAGCAAACCCAGUGGAAAGCAGUCAGUCAACUGUUGUCGCUGAUCGAGAGCGUUUCGUUUCGUUCGUCGAGUGAAAAGUGAAAACCAAGUCCAAGCACCGUUUUUGGCCAAAAUAACAAAAAGUGAUUCAGAGCCAGAGCCGAACUAGCCUCUGCUCAAAACUAAAAGUGUGAACUUCAAUCAUUUUGGAUUACAAUUGCCGUCGCAUUUUUGUGGAUUACCUUCUUCAUCGGCGCCGAAGCGAAGCUACAAAUUAAUUUUGUAGCUUUGUCUCGCACUUUCUGUGGAUUACCCUAAUUGCGAUCCCAAACCAACUCCAAGCAGCUAAAAUGGUUGUUUUGGAAGGCGGCGGCGGCGUUGUUACCAUCGGUAACAACCAGUACCUUCAACCGGAUUAUCUGGCUCCAUUGCCGACAACGAUGGAUGCCAAAAAGAGUCCUUUGGCUCUUCUCGCACAGACCUGCUCCCAAAUCGGAGCUGACUCCUCGGCCGUCAAGCCUCUGAUGGCCAUGGACAAAAAUAAGACAAAGCCCGGCGCCUGCUCCUCGUCUUCGAACUCGUCGAGUUCCUCCAGCAGUGCCGAGAUCUCAGCGGCCAAGUCGCCCUCCGGCCAGGCCAAGUCGCCCAAAUCGAGCACCCCGAUCAGCGCCACAGUCACCGGAAACAGCUCCUCCAUGGGCAGCAACCACAGUACCACCACAACCAGUGAAAUCAAACUGGCCUUCAAGCCCUACGAGACAAAUGUGCUGAGCCACCAGAACCAGAACACUUUCAAGAGCAGCUCGUCCUUGGAUGCAGAGCCCACACGCCCCAGCUCCAAGAGCUCUUCGUCCGCCCAGGAGCGAGUGCCAUCCCGCAGCAAGUCAAACGCCACGCCCACGGAGGGCGGCAAGUCGGAGGCCAUGGGCCACGAUUCGGCCAGUCGGAAGACUGUCUCCCCGUCGGGAUCUUCGCAGCGCGGCGCCAGCCCCAUUGUCCGGUCGGGCAUGGAGGUGCUAAACAACGCCAACGGAACUGCCCAGCACCCCAAGGAGAUGAGCAGCAUGGCGGCGGCUGCUGCUGCGGCUGCGGCCGCUUACAAGGCUGCCGGUCCAUAUGGACUGAAUCCCCUCUCCGCCCUGUGCUGCCCGCCCGGAAUGGAGCAACACGCGAAUCCAGCUUUCCGGCCGCCCUUCGCUGGAGGAUUCUCGCACCACCACGCUGCCAUGCUGGCUGCCGCUGCCAACGGUGGCUAUCCCGGCGGAGCUCCGGGUGGAGGACCAGCUGGCCAGCCCAACCCGUACAUCAGCUACCAGAGGAUUAAGACCCCGGCCGGAGGAGAGGCCAUUGUUCCGGUAUGCAAAGAUCCCUAUUGCCCCGGCUGCCCCUACUCGGCGCACACGCAACAGAUGCUUAUGGGUGCCCCCUGCCCCGCCGGCUGCACCCAGUGCGAGCACCAGAAGUACGGCCUGGCGAUGGCCAGUGCCGCCGGACUUCCGCCAGCCCAUCCUUACUCGCAGGCGGCGGCGGCUGCAGCUGCCAACGCAGCGGCCGCCCGCUCGGCCCCCUACGUCUGCAGCUGGGUGGUGGGCGAUGCCUACUGCGGCAAGCGGUUCCAGACCUCCGAUGAGCUCUUCACCCACCUGCGCACCCACACCGGAAAUCUGUCGGACCCAGCCGCCGCGGCCGCUGCCCUUGCGCAGUCGCAGGCUCAGUCGCUGCUGGGAACACUGUUUCCGCCAUCCGCUCUGCGGGCCGGUUAUCCCACGCCACCCCUGAGCCCCAUGUCGGCAGCGGCGGCGGCAGCUCGCUACCACCCAUACGCCAAGCCACCGCCAGGUGCUCUGGCCGGAGGUCCGUCGCCGUUCGGUGCCGCAGGAGCCUUCAACCCGGCUGCGGCGGCGGCAGCGGCCGCCCUCGGCCCCUACUACUCGCCAUAUGCCAUGUACGGCCAGAGGAUGGGAGCCGCGCAUCAGUAAGGAGUGGUCGCCAGUAGAAAUACCAAAAAGGACUAGAAUCGCAAAACCAGA
Molecule: messenger RNA, 2096 nt
Organism: Drosophila bipectinata
Lineage: Eukaryota; Metazoa; Arthropoda; Insecta; Diptera; Drosophilidae
Gene: noc
Product: no ocelli
Biological process (GO): negative regulation of DNA-templated transcription
Cellular component (GO): nucleus
Source: RefSeq, a predicted model, not a curated record